Molecule: messenger RNA, 1205 nt
Organism: Phoenix dactylifera (date palm)
Lineage: Eukaryota; Viridiplantae; Streptophyta; Magnoliopsida; Arecales; Arecaceae
Gene: WDR5B
Product: Transducin/WD40 repeat-like superfamily protein
Cellular component (GO): Set1C/COMPASS complex
Molecular function (GO): histone binding
Source: RefSeq, a predicted model, not a curated record
UGGAUCUCGAGUCGGUGGUAGGUUGAGCUCUGGUUUCGAUCAAGGGCUAUCAAACCCACCCUCCGGUUCCCCCUUAUAACUCCCAGCCUCCCACCACCGGCGUCCUCGUCGGCGUUCCGAUGGCCAGUGGCGGCGGCGGCUCCGCCUCAGCUCCCUCGUCCAUGGCGCCGCCUCCCCCCUACCGCCUGGCCCGCACCCUCGCGGCCCACAGCCGCGCCGUCUCGUGCGUUAAAUUCUCCAACGACGGCCGCCUCCUGGCCUCCGCUUCCCUCGACAAGACCGUGAUGGUCUGGUCCUCCUCCUCCCUCUCCCUCCUUGCCACCCUCACCGGCCACUCCGAGGGCGUCUCUGACGUCGCCUGGUCUUCCGACUCCCACUACGUCUGCUCCGCCUCCGACGACCGCACCGUCCGCAUCUGGGAUGUCCGCUCCCCCGUUGGCGAGUGCGUCAAGGUCCUCCGCGGCCACUCCUCCUUCGUCUUCUGCGUAAACUUCAACCCCCAGUCCAACCUCAUCGUCUCCGGCUCGUUCGACCAGACCAUCCGCCUCUGGGAUGUCAAGACCGGCCGCUGCGUCCUCGCCAUCGACGCCCACGACGACCCCGUCACAUCCGUUAACUUCAACCGCGAUGGCUCCAUCAUCGUCUCCGGCAGCCACGACGGGUCAUGCAAGAUCUGGGAUGCUGCUAAAGGGACCUGCCUCAAGGUCCUCAUCGACGAAAAGACCCCCGCCGUCUCCUUCGCCAAGUUCUCCCCCAAUGGCAAGUUCAUCCUCGUCGCCACCCUCGAUGACACCCUGAAGCUAUGGAACUACUCCACAGGGAAGUUUUUAAAGAUAUACACUGGCCAUGUCAACAGAACAUACUGCAUCACAUCCACAUUUUCUGUUACAAAUGGUAAAUACAUUGUCAGUGGGUCGGAAGAUAAUUGUGUGUAUUUAUGGGACCUGCAAAGCAAAAAUAUGGUUCAAAAAUUGGAAGGCCAUACAGACACUGUCAUUUCAGUAUCCUGUCAUCCUACUGAAAACAAAAUUGCUUCUGCUGGCCUUGAUAAUGAUAGAACAGUGAGGAUAUGGAUUCAGGAUACUGCAUGAAGCUGAAAUGGCUAUGGGAUAAGAUCAAUGUAAUGCCAAUUAAUUGCUCAGGAUACGUCUAAAACAACUACUUUUUUUAUAUCUUAAUUUCAUUAUAUAUCUUUUUACUGUUUA